UAUUCACUCAUUCAUUCAUUUCUCUUGAAAUCACUUCAACCACCUUUCUUUUUCUUUUCUCUUUCUUUCAACUUGUCUUCUUUUUCUGUCUCAUCCUCUUCUAUUCUAAUUCUAAUACAUAUGGCUUCAAGUGAAGUAGUAGCAGACCAACAACCUCCCCUCAAACCAAAGAAAUCAUCAACAUGUGUUUUAAGAGUCUCUAUACACUGUGAAGGUUGCAAACGUAAAGUCAAAAAACUCAUUCAAUCUCUUCCAGGAAUUGAAGAUAUACAGAUAGAUCGACAACAACAAAAAGUAGUGGUCACUGGUGACGUGUCACCGGAUACUUUAAUCAGAAAACUUGUCAAGUCCGGCAAGCAUGCUGAGUUAUGGCCGGAAAUUAAACACCCACAUGAGAUACCCUCCCGGAAAAUUGAAAAACCAUCAAGUAGUGCCACAAAAGGGGCUGUGAAUGAAGAAUCUGAGAAAGAAGUCAAACCGCCGGCGAGUAAAGGGAAAGCUCCGGCUGAAGAGCCGGCGAAGGCUGUCACCGGAGACGGAGCUCCGGCGAGUAGUGGUGGUAAGAAAGUUGAUGAAAGUGGGAAAGAUGGGGUUGAGGUAAAAGUUGAAGAAAAGAAGUUACCGGUGACCGGACCGGUCGGUAACCAAGAGAAUGAGGCGGUAGUUGAGAACAAGGAGAAAAAGGAAAUGGAGAAUACCGAUGUUAUUUUGGGUAAUAGUGAAUUGAAAAAGAAAAAGAAAAAGAAAGGGCAAAAUGGGAAUAGAAAUGUGAUUGGGGACACGUCAUCGAGUAGUGGUGGUGGUGGUGGCCCAAUGCCAACUAAAGUGGCUUCUAAUCAGAGUCCGCCACGUAAUCAUGGCCAAGGGUACCCGCCACGUCACCACUACGAGCCGCCGCCGCCAGCACCGGUGUAUACGAUGAGUUAUAACACAGCACAUCCUCCGGUGAAUAGUUAUACCGCGUCGUAUUAUGCACCACAACCACAACCGCAAACACAAUCUUAUGCUUAUUCGCAUUAUGGUUAUGAUAUGGCAACACAACCACAAACCUCGCCGCAGUUGGGUUAUGACUCGUAUAGGCAACCACCACCAGCAGAUUCGUUUGAGAUGUUUAGCGAUGAAAAUCCGAAUGGUUGUUUGGUUAUGUAAUUAUAUUGUGUGUACGGAUGUAAUGAAUCUUAUACUGCUUGUAUGAGAUGUUUAGUGAUGAAGAUCCAAAUGGUUUGAUUCGGUUUUGUAGCUACAAUGAUGAAAUUUAAAUUGGUUCGGUUCGAAUUAUAA
This is a messenger RNA of Erigeron canadensis, 1281 nucleotides long. Its product is annotated as heavy metal-associated isoprenylated plant protein 35-like. Gene Ontology annotation, molecular function: metal ion binding. NCBI's taxonomy places the organism in Eukaryota, Viridiplantae, Streptophyta, Magnoliopsida, Asterales, Asteraceae. Bases 121 to 1149 code for a protein of 342 amino acids. The transcript has 3 exons. The record is from RefSeq and is a predicted model, not a curated record.